Molecule: messenger RNA, 816 nt
Organism: Fusarium coffeatum
Lineage: Eukaryota; Fungi; Ascomycota; Sordariomycetes; Hypocreales; Nectriaceae
Exons: 2
Coding region: 1-816 (271 amino acids)
Biological process (GO): mRNA splice site recognition
Cellular component (GO): U1 snRNP; U2-type prespliceosome
Molecular function (GO): mRNA binding
Source: RefSeq, a predicted model, not a curated record
AUGGCCGCUGAACAGAGAAAGCUGCUCGAGCAGCUUAUGGGGGCCUCCUCGACGUCGCGCGCCGCUCAGCUCUCCCUCACAGAUCCCAAAGUCUGUCGCUCCUACCUGGCAGGCACCUGUCCGCACGACCUUUUCACGAACACAAAGCAAGACAUUGGUCAGUGCCCAAAGGUGCACAGCGAAGGAUUAAAGACAGAAUACGAGGCUUUAUCGGAUAGAGAAAAGCAGAAAUAUGGAUUCGAGUACGAUUAUAUGCGCGAUCUGCAAAAGUAUAUCGACGAUUGUAACCGACGAAUCGAUGCUGCGCAGAGACGAUUGGAGAAGACACCCGAUGAAAUUCGUCAAACUAACGUUCUGCUCAAAAGCAUCUCCGAUCUCACAGCCUCCAUUAACAACGGCCUCCUCGAAGUCGAAAUCCUCGGUUCCAUGGGCGAAGUCUCCCGUGCCCAAGACGAGCUCUUCCGCGUUCGCCAAGCCUCUCAAUCCAAAGCUGACCGUGAGAAAGAGCUCAAAGCGCUCUCCGACACCUCGGGUCCCUCUGGACAUCAGAAACUUCAGGUCUGCGACGUCUGCGGUGCGUACCUCAGCAGACUUGAUAACGACCGUCGCCUGGCGGAUCACUUUUACGGCAAGAUGCAUCUAGGAUAUGCGCAGAUGCGAAAGACUUACGAUGCGUUCCCCAAGGAAAUGAAGGGUCGCUCCAGGGCACCGAUGGACGAUGAUGGCCCUGGCAUGGGCGGACCCAGAGGACCGCGCGGCUCAGGAGGAUACAGGAGCGGUCGCGGUGGAAGGGGUUACAGAGGCGGUGGAUGGUAG